CAGAGCCCGACACAGGGCUCGAACUCAUGAACCCUGAGAUCAUGACCUGAGCCGAAAUCAAGAAGUCUGAUGCUCAGUCGGUUGACUGAGCCCCCCAGGUGCCCUCUUUACUCUUUAAAGUAAACGUAGCCCACAUUACGUAACAGGUGCCUUCUGUGGGCUCUGAUCCCUUGCCGCCUGGAGCAGGAAGGACCCCGAGGGCCAGUCUCCUGCAGCAGCCCCCUACUGGGGGAGCGGUGACCUGCCCAGGGUCACAGUGUCAGCGGCCCAGGUGGGGACCGUGUGCAGGCCUCUUCCUCCCACGCCCGCCUCUCUCCUCCAUCCCGACACACGAGGCUCAUCUGACAGCAGCAGGGCACCACUCGGGCCCCUUUCUCUGUCUUUAAAACUGAGAGGUGAGUCUCUGGUUCUGGAAGAGGUGGCCCAAGGAAGGAGCAUGUUGUUUACUAGCUGUGGACGGAGCACUAGAAAUAAGAACGUUCUUCCAGUGGGCUGCAGAGAGAUGUCCCGGCCUGACUGCCCGUGGACAGCUCUCGCACUGCCAGCUGCUCCUCCUGCGUCCGUCCGUCUUGUCCCAGUCACAGACUUGUCACUGCAGAGGCGGGACCAGCCAGGACUGCGGGCCUCCACACCGCUCUCUUUCCACCGGGCCAGUCUGCCAUUACUACGCCCUGUGGUUCCUUCUUGGAAAGUUUCUUCUUCUUGGAUAAUACCUCUUGUUACCUGCCCUCACAAUCACGUGCUAACAAGCUGCGAAAACCAAGAUUUGUUGUGUCACAACACCUGGCCUCCUAGAGCUUGCAGCUAAGUGGGUGACAGGUGCAUUGGUAGUAACCAUAAUGUUCACACAGCGCUUCACACGUUAUUGCGCUUUACAGAUUCUGUGCUUUUAACAACGUGAAGGUUGCGGCAACCCUACGUCAGAUAAGCCUAUUGGAGCCACUUUCCCGAGAGCAUUUGUGCACUUCGUGUCUCUGUGUCACACAUGGGUAAUUCUCAAAGUGUUUCAAACUUUUUCGUUAUUGUUAUGUUUGUUAUUCUGAUCUGUGAUCAGUUACUACAACUUGCUGAAAGUUCAGAUAAUGGGCGUGAGCAUUAAGGUCGGCUCUCCAUCUGGCUGCACGUGUCUAUGUGAGUCGGCCGUGGUUUCCUGCACCGUGUCCACAAAGCGCUCACAUAGCGCCUCAGCUUUACGUGGAGGGACCGAGAGCUUCUGCGCUAAUGGGAGUGAGUCCCAGGCUGCGUUCAGAGCUAAUUAGAUGGAGAGAAAUUACCCAGGCUAUUUCGGUGUCGGCCAAAUAUUUUGAAUCUGUGUUCGGCGGUGAUAAUCGACUUCAUCUUGAUUGCCUCGAAGUAAGUUAACAGGUGAUUAAUAUUAUGAACAUAGACUUUGCGGGGGGAAGGGUUGGGAUAAUGAGAAAUUAAGGAAUUCUGAGUCAGACGGGAGGAGCCAGAUGAACUGCACUCUUGGAGGCUCCUUCUCCUUACUCUUGGUGCGUGGUUCUCUACCAAGUUUUGCUCCUUCUUUUGUCCUCAGUCUCAGAAGACUCCUGGGCAUCUGUGCCUGGGGCUCUGAGCUGCUCCCACAGGGGCCCUUCCCUGCCGGAGCCCCCACCCUGCCCCAAACCUGUGCCCUGCCUCUCUUUCCCCUGACAUUCCCCAAACACUUGUUCUUUUCGUGGCUCCUACAGAAAUUAAAUUGUGCUUCUCUGCUCUGGGAAACUGCCUCAUCCGUUCCAUGGUGCAUACCAGGAGAAGGUCUUCAUUUCCCUGAGCCCACAGUGCCAGUGGGGAGCACGUGCCAGCAGGGAGCACACGCCAUCGGGACGCCCCCGUGGGGACCAGCGAGCCCACAGUGCCAGUGGGGAGCACACACACGCCAUCAGGACGCCCUCGUGGGGACGGGUCACACGGGUGGUUCUGGGACUUUUUCUGUCUCCUGGUCGAGAGAGCACGGGCUGCAGCCCGUCCUGGGUGGCGACACGUCUCUGCCCUCCUUUCCCUGUAGAAGUGCCCCUCCUUCGGCCUCUGGAGGAGGUUCUGAGUGGGACAGGUGCCUCACUGGAGCAGGAGGUCGUCGCACUGGUUACCGGGGAUUUCCUCCUUUGUGGGCAGUUGUUUGGAGUUCUCCGUGGCUCUGGUUGCCUCAGGCUAGCUGUCCAUCCGUCUGUGAAAGCCUAAAGUGCCCACUCUCUGCACAGGAACCUCGGGGGCACAGUGACAGCCUGUUCCGUCUCCCCAUAGCCCUUCUUGCCUUUGUGCACAUUCGUGGUGCACCGUGCACCUCCCACACUCAAUGCUGGCACCUGCUGUUGUGUCCUAGAGCUGCAGGGACCAGGGAGAGCUUUCUCCAGGUGACUGGGAGCCAGGAGCGGCUGCCCAGGGGAGGGGAUGGGGGAGAGAGGAGUGGUCUAGAGAAGAUGCAUUUGCAUGUGGUAGGAGCUGGUGGUAAAACAACAGGGCCUUUUGAAGGGAGAAGAGCUCUUGGAACCUCCAGCAAGAGGGGAUACCGUUAUUUGCCUGAGAAAAAUCCUGUUCUCUAAGCAAGCCAGAGGAGGAUCGGUUGGACGCAGAGCCACUUCGGGGAGACCGAGCGGUUGUCAGGACAAGAUCCCGGCUGCCAUCACGAACCUGUGCUAAGUCCUGGCAUUCGGAAAGCCCCAGGAGACCAGGAUGGACCUGCCCACAGGUACUAUGUGCCAAUACUCAGAAAAACGCAAUUUCUGUGUCUGUAACCGUCCCCGAGGUUGGCCCCGCUCUGGCUGGUUUGCGCGUCAGGAUUUGCAAUGGGCCCGAAGAUGUGGGGGCCUGCCGCCUCUCCUCACCAGCCUCCAGGAAGUCUUGUCCCGGGAGACCGUCCAGGUCUCCUGGGUGGCGGGGACACCCCGGAGGCAGACGGCAGGGGUGCCUAUGGCACCACACUCUCACCUGUGCAGGUAAGGUGCACCUGACUUCCAGGUCAGGACGUCGCUUUGAGCUCCUGGUUCUGCCUGACCGAUGGGUGGGUCAGUCAUUUGGAGAAGGCGUCUUCGUUUUUUGAAGAGCGUGCUGUUUCCCACGAGUCUUGGGCAACCCAGAGCAUUGUGCAAACCGUCCCCUCUCGAAUCACAUCCCUACACAUCGCAGGUGUGGUCCUGGCCGUGGCCGGCAGGGCCCCACAGUGCUUUUGCUUCGGGACCGGGCUUGGGCAGGGCCGUGGGCAUCUGUCCCCUGGUGGCCCUUUUCCAGGGCCUCCACGGACCCAGUUCUACUUUGAGUCCUGCCCCUCCCCCACCUGACACGUGAGUAUCCUCAAGUCAGAAGCCUCCCAGCCCCCUCCUCUCAUCCCUAGAAAGCAGUGCAUGUACUUCCUUCAGGGAGACUUUGAUCUCUCUUGCUCCAAGCCCUCCCGCGCAUUGAUCUUGGCCCAGCAGCAUCCGUCAUUGUCCCCAGGGAACCCAAGCUUAGAUACAGCCAUGAACAGGGCAGCAGGAAGAACAGGAGCCGGGGGUGGGUGUGGGAGGGAGGGAAGGACAGCUGUGUCGCAGGCUCUGUUCUGCCCCCUUGGCUUGAAUUCAUGCCUGUUUCCAGAAACACGGUGGAGCACUAUGUACCAUGGAGGUCGGCAAGCCCCAGAGCCAAGAGUCUCCAAAGUAUGAGAUGGCUCGGGCUCCUGAGAAGCUGGCUUCUGACUCACCCAGGGGCAGUGGGCAGACGGGCUGGCUGGGCGGCGCUGGGCCAUGCUUCGCUCAGGGACCAGGCUGUCGUGGCCCUGCCUCCCGCAACACACACCGGUUCCAAGGUUGCCAUGGUAAUCUUCUUUCUGGCCAGCCAGGAGAGGGAAAGGAGUGUGGUGGAGAGUCACCGAGGGGUUUGGGAACAGAGACCUUCCACUCAGGGUGCCAUGCCCAGAGCACUGAGCCGCACAGGGAUAGUGAGGAGUAUUCGGUCAUCGCAGGGGGCCUCGGGGCCAUCAGGGGGCCCUUCAGGGCACGUGGACAGGACAGAGCCCCAGCGCUGAGGAGACUUUCCUGAGGGCAGGUGGUGAGUGAAGUGUUAAUACCCUCGAUCAGCAAGAAGUAGAAGCGAGAUCUGAACUUUACUCUUCCGGCAACUUAGAAGACCAGCGCCCCGGGGGACACUCAGCUGCUCUCUGUGGCUUGGCCUGGCCCUUGUGUCACAGGCGGAGCAGAGGAAGCAGCAUCGGCACAGCGUUCUCCGUGAAGCGUCCCUGUGGGCAGCCUGGACUGUGCGUAUGGCAGGAUUGAACCUGCCCCACCAUCAGGUCUUCUGAACUGGCUCCUGACCGCUUCCGGUCAUCCCUCCGUGGGCAGGAUUCUGGGAUGCCACCCACACUUUGUGCCCUGGACCCUCAGAAUCUCCUUGUUCUGUCCUCUGCCUCCCCCCCUCCCAAGUCCUCGGGCUCAGGGGCUGCUUUUGCUCCAAAACCACCCGUUGCUGGAGCAGACCUAACGUCCACGGAGCCUCCACAGGUGCAGAAAAGUGCACUGGGGGAAGCAGAGCAUGCUGGGAGAAUGCCCCAAGGGUCCCGCAGCCAGCGUGUGCUCUCCCCUGCCCCACAGUCUCUGCAGCCCAGGCAUGCUGUUCCAGAAACUUCCUAACCUCCUGGGCAGCGGGGACAAGUGGAACCAAGCACUAAUGGGUGACCAGGAGCGCACAAGACCUGUCAGCCUUCCUGUUUGAAUGUCCUCCUGCCCCGUGGGUGUCAUGUGGGCUCUCGUGAGCCCAUGGCUGUGCCUUGUCCUCUUUGCCCUUGAGGACACGGGCUCGUGGUCAUUGUGACCAUCGUCUUUCUAGAAACAGGCUGAGGCUGGUGAGCUAACUCUGGAGCAGCCAACACUGUGAAUCGAUCCCUGGGCUGCCCGCCUACCUCAGAACUUUCUAUUCCUUUCCAUGUGGGUGCAGCGGUUUCCAAGGGACCAUUUGCAGUGGACUGAGAUUUAUUUCUAAUAAUUGUCCUCAUUUUAUUCAACACGGACUCCUGGCUCCUUUCUCAUCAGACACAUGUGUCAGUGCAUGGUACCCCACAGGUACCCCAUGCAAAUACAGAUACGCUAUCUUUGGACUUGCCGUCCCUCUUCCCUCACUCUGCUUGAGGUGGUGGUGUUUGACAUUGCCGGGCCAAGGGCCCCCCCCGUGCCCCCCGCCACCGCAUGUGGUUGGCUCUCCGGAGAGCAGUGGAGGCAGGAAACCAUUGAGUGCUGAGUUCUUAGUGGGAAGCGUCGCCAUUACCAUCAACGUGGAACAGCUUGAGGAGCGAUCUGAUGUCCGUUCCCAAUCCAUGUUUGUGUGUGCAGAGGGGCUGAACUAGCUGGAGAAGGGAGAGCAUCAUACCGAAGAUGGCGGAGAUGUAAGAAUAAGGCUUUAAGGCAGUAACCCUGUAAGCCACGGUUUACCAGAUGGCAAGGACUGGUAUUCAAUUCACUACCCUUGAGGUAUGGAUUCAUAUCUGAUGUCUACUGGACAGAUGGCCCCAACCAGCAGGGAACCAGACGAGAAGUCAGAGUGUGCAUACAGAGGAGAAUGCUCUCUCUCUCUCUCUCUCUCUCUCUCUCCCUCACACACACACACACACGCUAUAACAUGGGUGAAUCUUGUUAAUAUUACACCCAGUGAAAGACGACAUACUAUAUGAUCUCCUUGACAUGAGACGUCCAGUAAAAGCAUAUCUGUAGAGCCACAAGUAGGUCACUGGUUGCCUGGGGCCGGGGGCCGGAACGGGGAUUAGCUAUAAAUGUGCAUGAGGGCUCUUGCUGGGGUGAUGGAGACGUUCUAAAACUGGAUCGUGAUGAUGUUUGCACAACGUGGCAAAAUUUGCUAAAAAUUAUUGAAGUGUCUGCUUAAAAUGCUUGAAUUUUAUGGUGUGUUGUUUAUGCCUCAAUAAAGUUGUUUUUUAAAAAAGUC
Messenger RNA from Felis catus (domestic cat), 5904 nucleotides. RefSeq lists its product as uncharacterized. The coding region runs from base 1455 to 2543 and encodes 362 amino acids. The record is from RefSeq and is a predicted model, not a curated record. The transcript has 6 exons. Lineage: Eukaryota; Metazoa; Chordata; Mammalia; Carnivora; Felidae.